Aspergillus aculeatinus CBS 121060 is the source of this 2409-nucleotide messenger RNA. RefSeq lists its product as uncharacterized. The transcript has 3 exons. The coding region runs from base 486 to 2309 and encodes 607 amino acids. Lineage: Eukaryota; Fungi; Ascomycota; Eurotiomycetes; Eurotiales; Aspergillaceae. The record is from RefSeq and is a predicted model, not a curated record.
CAGACUUUGCGGGCUUCUAGCCUAUUGCAAGGAAGCGUUGUCCCCGACCACAUCCCGUUUCCCUUUCUAGAGUGGUUUUCACACUCUCCUGCUGGCGGACACACUGCUGCUACGUACUACUCCUGUUGCCGUACUCCAUACGGGGGCGAGUACGUACUCCAUCCAGUACGAGUAAAUGAAUAGGUCCUCAUUAUUCACACUCCAAAGAUGGAACUGUUUCUUUUCCUUGCCCGCCGCUCGGCAGCGUCUCCGAUGAUCACCCUCGACCGAUGCGAAUUUGGCUCUGAGAUCGAGUGACGACCGUCCUGGUUGAUUUGAUCGUUUCCUCUUCGUCUGCCGCGUGCUUUUCUCUUUUGUUUUCUCUCUCUCCCUCUCUCUUCUUGGCCCUUUUAUUCUCGAGUUCAUUAGUCGUUGCUUAUUCCCCAUUCAGUUGGUUGUAUGUCGCCUUUGGAGGGGAUCAUUCCUCUCCCAGUCACUCCUUCAAAAUGUUAUUCCUCUGGUUCUUGUCAUUGUUUGCUCUCCGAGGUGUAGUCGCGAAAGCCGAGACUGAUAGUGAUUUGAUGUCCUUUGUCACGCUGCCGGAGGUCAGAGCAUUAAAAUUCGAUAUUGCCUACUACGAUCGCCCGGCUGUCAGUCCGGGGUAUUGGUUCGUUGCGCCAUAUGGCGUGAUUGAUCCAGAAGCACCCACGAAGCAAUGGAAACCUUGCCAAGUUGGACCCUACAUUUAUGACGCAGAUGGUGUUCUCAUCUGGGCCGGAUCUUGCAUGUUUGACAACCGCAACAUAUUCGAUUUCAAGGCCGUGAACAAUAUUGACAACGAAUCUCACCUUUCAUUCAUUCUUCAACAUGGCUACAACUCCGGUGCAGCGGACAAAGGAUAUGGUUACAUCCUCGACCAGCAUUAUGAGCCGGAGAAUGUAGUUGCAGUGACCAACGAUCUUGGGACCUUCAAUAUGCAUGAGUUCAAUGUCCUCGACGGCGGGAAGACAGCACUAGCUUGCGCCUACCGGAAUGAAUACGUGGAUCUAGGAGACCUUGGCCGGCCAAACGAGUACGGUUGGAUAGUCACGGGGGGGCUCGUCGAGCUGGACAUCGCGACAGGCGAGGUCUUGUUCGAGUGGAAUUCACUAGGAUACAUUCCCAUUCAUGAGUCUGUCAAAGUGAACGCCGACUGGCCGGCAUCCAAUGAACCUGGCUGGGAUUAUGUGCAUGUGAACGCGGCAGACAAAAACGCGGCAGGUGAUUAUCUGCUGUCUGCCCGAUUCACGAGCACGAUCUACUUGAUAUCCGGCGAGGACGGACGCAUCAUUUGGCGUCUGGGCGGAAAGUAUUCUGAUUUUGUCCAGGAUUUCACCUUUUCCAAGCAGCAUCACGCGCGGUUUGUGGAUUCCAACGCCACGCACACGACUAUCUCUUUUCUAAACAAUGCGUCUGAUGAGGCGGAGAACGAGGAGACGGUCUCAGCUGCGAUGUUCGUCCAGGUCGACACGACAACCAUGACGGCCCGCCUACUUGAUCGGUACGACCGGCCGGACGGCGACCUAACCAGGCUUCGUGGCAGUGUCCAAAGGUUGCCCAACGGCAACGUCUUUGUUGGCUGGAGCGAGCGGGGUUACCAGAGCGAACAUAGUCCCGACGGCAAGGUACUGAUGCAGGCUAACUUCGCAUCCACGCGCUUCUCUUCUUAUCGGUCGUACAAAUUUCCCUUCGUGGGUCGGCCUAGCCAACCACCGGACGUUGUGGCAUCGGUCUACGGGACAGACGAGACGGAUAUGGCAACCAUCUUGCAUGUCAGCUGGAACGGUGCAACGGAUGUUGCAUCCUGGAACUUCUAUGCACGCGUUGACCGGCAGGGUCUUCCAGUGCUGAUCGGCAACACCACCAAAUCCGACUUCGAGACCAUGUAUAUCGCCGAAGGCUACCUGGACUGGGUAUCAGUGGAAGCAGUGGACGGGGAUGGCAACGUUUUGGGCACAUCAGAGAUCCACCGGACGGAUACACCGCCGAACUGGCGCCUGGCCGGAUUCCAAGGCGAUGCGAAGCCCACGCCGGACGAUCCAGCUAUUCUAUAUGGCAAGCAGAAGGCGCCAGAGGAGGACGUGGAAGAGGUCGAUGAGGCAUAUGAAAAGGCCAAGGAGGAGGCCAAGGCCGUCAAUAUGGCCAAUGAGGUCAUUCACGGGGUGGGUGGCCUACUGAUUUUCAUUUUGGUGGUGUGUUCCGUCGGCGGGCUCCUGGCGGGCAGCUACUGGGUGCUUAAGCAGCGUCGUAUGCAGGCAUACUACGAGGUUCCAGUGGUGGAGGAUGGUUAGCAAAUGCAUUGAUUUUGAGCGGGCAAUAUUGUUCUAGAGAGACAUAUAUAACUUACACCUAUUAGUACAUACAUAUCUAGAUAUGUGUAUAUAUAAGUAU